UCUCUUCUCCUAAUUCUAUUCAGAUGACAAAUAUCAUGUGAGCUGCUCUGAGACAUUAUAUGGGUAUGGAGUCUGCUUCGCCACUUCUGCCUCUCUGUUUUCUUACCAUUUUGAUUUCCCUCUGCUUCCCACGUUUUUUGCCAGUACGGAAACCAAGAGUCACAUUCGCUCAAGCUUUUCUCAAAAGUAAUCUCAAAUAAUGAGAAUUAAAUUAAAAUCUAUUUUCAAAAUUUUCAAGAAAAAAAAAUGUUUUUCGAUUCUCUAGAAGAGAAAAUUAAGAUCUUCUUUCUCUUCCCGCUCCCAUGUCUCCCUGCACCAUUUGUUCACACUCAUCUUUGUAUCCCUGCAUCGUUCACUCGUUCAUCCCUGUAUCUCUCUUCAAUCUGCAAUAACACGCUAUGUUUCUGUUUCUGGAACUCGGAUGAUUCCGGGCCAUCUCUCGGUUUUCCCGGAAUGUGCAUUAUUUUCUCAAGAAAAUCUUGCGUUGCAUAUAUGAACAGAGCGCAGAAAGAAUUAUCAUUUUUCUGAAUCAAUUUUGGGAGUGAUAAGACGACGAUCUCGAUGGAGUUCACGCCGGGAAGCUCGGGGUACAUAGAAUUGUAUCCAGAGAGGAAAAUGUCGUUGUUCAAGAACCCUUACAUUCUGGCUCUCACGGCCGUCGCAGGGAUAGGCGGUCUCCUCUUCGGCUACGACACAGGUGUUAUAUCAGGAGCACUCCUGUAUAUUAAAGAUGAUUUUGAAGAGGUGAAUCAGAGUAGUUUCCUGCAGGAAACAAUAGUAAGCAUGGCUUUGGUUGGUGCAAUUAUUGGAUCAGCAUUAGGUGGUUGGAUUAAUGAUGAAUUUGGGCGUAAAAAGGCCACCCUUAUUGCUGAUGUAGUCUUUGCCUUGGGAUCAAUAGUUAUGGCACUGGCUCCUGAUCCAUAUGUCCUCAUAUUUGGACGUCUUCUUGUUGGUAUUGGCGUGGGCAAAGCUUCUGUAACUGCACCUGUGUAUAUUGCAGAAGCAGCGCCCUCAGAGAUCAGAGGAGGACUUGUGAGCAUAAAUGUGCUUAUGAUUACUGGAGGACAAUUUCUCUCCUACCUCAUAAAUCUUGCUUUCACACAGGUCCCUGGAACAUGGCGAUGGAUGCUAGGUGUUGCUGGUAUGCCGGCAGUCAUUCAGUUUUGUCUCAUGCUCUGCCUACCUGAGUCACCACGGUGGCUUCUUAUGCAGAAUAGGAAAGAUGAAGCAGUUUCAGUCCUUUCCAAGAUCUAUGAUACGAAUCGCUUGGAGGAUGAAGUGGAAUAUUGUUGUGCCCAGUUGGAGGAAGAACUUGAGAAGCAAAGCAAAGUUAGAUACUUGGAUGUGUUCAAAACUAAAGAAAUUAGACUCGCAUUUCUUGCAGGGGCCGGACUUCAGGCUUUUCAGCAGUUCACUGGCAUCAGCAUUGUGAUGUACUACAGCCCAACAAUCAUAGAGAGGGCUGGCUUUCAUUCCAAACAAUUAGCUCUUCUCCUAUCCCUCAUUAUCUCCAGCUUGAAUGCUGCUGGAACAAUCCUUGGCAUUUAUCUUAUCGACCACGCAGGGCGAAAGAAGCUGGCUCUUGCAAGUUUAUCUGGCGUGGUUGUUUCUCUGGGGAUCCUUUCUGCUGGAUCCUUCCUAGAUUCAUCAGGUUCUCAUGAUGGAAACUAUGGAUGGCUUGCAGUUUUAGGCCUAGCGUUGUACAUUGCUUUCUUUGCGCCAGGGAUGGGACCGGUGCCAUGGACAGUAAACUCUGAGGUAUAUCCUCAAGAAUACCGUGGCUUAUGUGGAGGCAUGUCAGCCACAGUGAAUUGGAUUUCAAGCGUGAUAAUGUCCCAAAGCUUCCUUUCAGUUUCUGAUGCUUUAGGACUUGGUGGGAGCUUCUUGAUCCUUGCUGGUAUAGCUCUAGUUGCUAUUCUGUUUGUCGCCUUGUUUGUCCCAGAGACAAAACAACUCACACUGGAUGAAGUAGAGCAGCUAUGGAAGGAAAGGGCCUGGGGAAGGGAUUACAAAAGAGAAAGCCUUCUUUGAGAAAGGAAAUAAAUAGCAUCUGCAGGUUGUUAUCUGAAUUCAAUGGGCCAUUCAUAUACUUUCUUUCUUAUAUGGUCAAUUAUUGUACCUAAACAAAUUGGGUUUUAGCUUAAAGGCUAAAAUCCUCCAGGGACACAAAUUACAUGCUAGCUUAGCAUUCGGUGAAGUACAAGUUUGGAACUAACAAGUUAUCCAAGCAAUAUGUUACCUUGCAUUUUGGAGGAGGAUGGAAAAGUAAGAAAGUAAAAAUAAAUGGAAGAAGAAUUAAGAUGUUGUAUUUUUUA
This is a messenger RNA of Neltuma alba, 2315 nucleotides long. RefSeq names its product inositol transporter 1-like. Bases 562 to 2031 code for a protein of 489 amino acids. The record is from RefSeq and is a predicted model, not a curated record. Lineage: Eukaryota; Viridiplantae; Streptophyta; Magnoliopsida; Fabales; Fabaceae. Gene Ontology annotation, cellular component: membrane. The transcript has 7 exons. Gene Ontology annotation, biological process: transmembrane transport. Gene Ontology annotation, molecular function: transmembrane transporter activity.